AUGUCAGAGCUAGCAGCAUCCGAGUUUUGCAGUGCACCUACCAGCGAACAUGAACUUUUAGAACGACAAGCCUCAAGCUAUGAUGAGCUUGAAGAACUAAAACAAUCUUUACUCAUUAAGAAACAUACUUACAAACAACAAUAUGCUAGUAUAUACUAUAUUCGGCUUUUAAAGAUUCGCCAAGCUGUAUUUCAGUCUGCUCAACAACGAUGGGGAUCUUUACCAGAAAAGCCUCAUUACGUUGAAAAAAUUCUGGACAUUCAGGCAGGACAGCUAUGUUACAUGCUCGGUACAGUCUACCUCGAAAUGUCUGCUAAACCCAAUGUUAUGAACAAUUUACAAGACGAGGAAUCCAUUAUUAGACCCAAUACACCUGCUAAAUAUAAAAGUGAUCAUGAUGUUAUAUCUUUGGAGGAUGAAUCAGGUCGUGUGGAAAUUUCUGGCUCAUGUUUAGGAAGAGAAUUUUUAGUGACGGGAAUGGUUGUUGGUAUUUUAGGCAAAGAAGUAGCUUCAGGCGCCUUUGAAGCUUUGGAUAUUUGUUUGCCUGGUAUGCCCGAGCAAGAUCCUUUGCCCGAAAACAACGAACAUAAAUAUGUUGCUAUAUUAUCAGGAUUAAAUAUUGGAGGAGAUAAUCAGUUAGACAUGAGAAAUGAGUUAUUAUCUGAAUUUUUGACAGGUCAAUUGGGCAGCUCUGCUGAUCAAGCGUCCAGUUCAACCAUUUCAAGAGUGAUCUUGGCGGGAAAUUCUGUCUUUAAAUCGGAUAAGGCUGUUGACGCAAAGAAACCUAAAAAAUAUGGCUAUGAUUCGACUACAUUUAACGCUUCACCCAUGUUACAAUUAGACGAUCUAUUAGAAGAAAUUUGUAGCACAGUAGAUGUAGACAUCAUGCCCGGUCCCACCGAUCCUUCACCUUUACAUUUACCACAACAACCUAUGCACCCUUCUAUGUUUAAAAAGUCACAUAAUCUAUCCACAUUUCAUAGUGUAACAAAUCCAUACUGGUGUAAAAUAGACGAUAUCACAUUCUUAGGAACUUCUGGACAAAAUAUUGACGAUUUAUACAAGUACUUGGAUAGUGUGGAUCGUAUGAAGAUGGCCGAAAGUUGCAUGUAUUGGAGACAUAUGGCACCUUCAGCACCUGAUACCUUGUGGGCAUACCCGUUUACCGAUAGAGACCCUUUUGUGCUUGAUAAGAGCCCCCACGUUUAUUUCAUUGGUAAUCAGCCUCAAUUCGAAGAAACUCUUUUAGAAGGUCCUCAUGGUCAAAAAGUUAGAAUUAUCCUUGUGCCUUCCUUUGCAGAGACCGGUAUUAUGGUUCUUGUAAAUCUCUCGACUUUAGAAUGUAGUACUGUCCAUAUUAGUGAACAUGGCAUGCAAAUGCAGGAUUCUAUGGAUGAGUCAUAA
Molecule: messenger RNA, 1404 nt
Organism: Mucor mucedo
Lineage: Eukaryota; Fungi; Mucoromycota; Mucoromycetes; Mucorales; Mucoraceae
Product: DNA polymerase alpha/epsilon subunit B-domain-containing protein
Exons: 7
Coding region: 1-1404 (467 amino acids)
Biological process (GO): DNA replication; DNA strand elongation involved in DNA replication
Cellular component (GO): delta DNA polymerase complex
Molecular function (GO): DNA binding
Source: RefSeq, a predicted model, not a curated record